This is a messenger RNA of Yamadazyma jaroonii, 1386 nucleotides long. The record is from the annotation of a GenBank genome assembly. Lineage: Eukaryota; Fungi; Ascomycota; Pichiomycetes; Serinales; Debaryomycetaceae.
AUGACAGAAUCUGAAUGUUUAAGACAUGGGUUACUGAGUCUAAUAAUAGCAUCAACCGUUAACAAGGUAUUACAUAGAUUCAAUUCUUCUAAUGUUAAAAUAGAUAUCCAGGUGUUUUUAAAUCAUUUGAAGUUAAAUAUUAAGAAUUAUAAGCAUGUUUUUGGUCGACCUCAAAAACUAGAUGUUAUCGAUACUAAAGAUAAAUUGAUAAAUUUCAUCGAUACAACGAGUUUCAAAGAUUUCAUAGACAUUCAAGGUGAUGUUGUACAUAUCAAGGGAGAUACUGAUGACUAUCCAGUUAAAAUAAAGGGUAUUAUUAUUGAAUCUAGUAAGAAGUAUUCACAAUUUCUAUUCAAAAAUGUUAAUGAUUUGGCCAAACUUUAUAAUAAUUUGAAGAAGGGUGACGACGAAAGGAAGAAACAGAAAGCUUUGGAAGCUAUGGAAGUUGAUGAACCAGAGGUCAAGACUCCUGAGAAAGAGGAUGAAAAGGUUGAGGAAUCUACCAAAGAAGAAGUUAAAGAAGCGGAUGAAGAUGAAGACGAUGAAGACGAAGAGGAAGACGACGAUGAAGAGGAAGACGAUGAUGAAGAAGAGGGUGACGAAGAAGAUGAAGGAGAAGAAGAAUCAGAAAAAGAAAUAGAAAAACCAAUCACAAAAACCUCAAAAAAUGGUAAAUCACCCAAGAAAGAGGUUGUCCAACAAGAAGAGCUGGAAGACAGCGAGGAUAGUGAUGAUAGCGAAGACAGUGAUGAAAGUCAAGAUAGUGAGCCUGAAACCAAAACUUCAUCUAAAUCUAAGAAAGUUAAAUCAUCCCCAGUAAAACAGAAAGAAAGUGAAGAGGAGGAUGACGAACAAGAUGAAGAAGAGGAAGAGGAAGAAGAUGAAGAUUCAGACAAAGACUCAGAGAAAGAGCCCGAAACUGAACAAGAGACUGAGAAGGAAGAAACGAAAGUGGAAAAAAUCAAAAAAGAAGAGGGUAAUCGAACUCCAAGACGUAGUAGUAGAAAACGUUCAGCAUCUCCAGCAACUACACCUAACCAGAAUUAUAAGAAGUUCCAAUCCAUUGCUGUUAACCUCGUCAACAAUAUUCAAUCCCAUAGGUUCUCUUCAGUAUUUUUACAACCAGUUAACAAGAAAGAAAUACCGGAAUAUUAUGAUGUAGUUUAUCACCCUAAAGAUUUAAAAACUUUCAUGAAGGAUGUUAAAGUUAAGACUGGAAAACCCAAAUAUACCACAUUAGCCGAAUUAGAAAGAGAUAUUUUACUAAUGUUUGCAAAUUGUAUAGUAUUCAAUCAUUCCGAUGAUGACCUUGUUAAAUUAGCCAGAACUAUGAAAGAUGAAGUUGUCAAUAGUUUCAAGAUAUUCCGAGAGGCAGGUAGCGAAUAA